Medioppia subpectinata is the source of this 1824-nucleotide messenger RNA. The record is from the annotation of a GenBank genome assembly. NCBI's taxonomy places the organism in Eukaryota, Metazoa, Arthropoda, Arachnida, Sarcoptiformes, Oppiidae.
AUUUGGGCCGUAAUUGAUGUGCAGUUGUAGUGAGGGUUCACUCAAUCAGUGCUUCAAUCACUCCCUAAAGUGAGGCUAAAAUCCAUUUUUGAUUUUCCAUUCAAUUGUUUAUUAAAUGUGUUUAUCAUUCAAAUGAUUGACUCAUUGUUUUGAGCGGACAUUGAAUUCAACGCACAAUCGAUUCAAUCGAUUAAUAUAUGGUUUGCGGCAAAAGUGGUGCCAAAGACUGUGUGAAGACAUCCAUUGAAGUGACGUUUGAAACGACAAAUCGGUUGACGUUUUGAGGGAAGGAAACGGCGAAGAAGUGGUGCAGAAGUGGUGACAAGUGUUGUCGUUAUGACAGUCGACCAUAACUUGGCUCAAGACAUGCCGUCGGCGAUGAGUGACUUGAUAUCACUGAUCGAGAAUGAGAUCCCCGACGGAAGACAGAACCUGAUUGACUCCAACUCCAACCUCGACAAAGUGGCCGACUAUUGCGAAACCAAUUACUUCCAGUCGGAUAAUAAGCGCUCGGCAUUAGAGGAGACGAAGAACUAUACGACCCAAUCGUUGGCAUCGGUCGCCUAUCAGGUGAACACUUUGGCCUAUAAUUUGCUUCAUAUGUUGGACUUACAGACGUCCCAAAUGGCGGACAUGGAGUCACAAAUCAAUCACAUCUCGCAAACCGUUUCCAUACACAAAGAAAAGGUCGCCCGAAGAGAGAUCGGGAUUCUGACCAACAAUAAGAGUACUGUUCGACAGCACAAGAUCUUAGUGCCGGCAAACCCGGAGCGACCGAUCAAAUACAUACGAAAGCCCAUCGACUACUCGGUGUUGGACGAGAUCGGACACGGCGUCAAAAUCAGUGCUCCGAACGCACACAGGACUAAGUCUCACACCUUGAAGAACGGCUCGGGAACGCUACUCAUGCCCAGCGGCGGACCCGCGCCCACCACUAAACCGCCGACACCGCCACAGAUGCGAAAUGUGGGCAGUCUGUCGCGCGGCAACAAAGAGUAUCGCACACCCGCGCCACCCAUCGCCCCGCCACAGGUGCCCAGUAAUUAUGCCCCCAAUUAUCCGAUCGGUCACCCGAAAGCUCUGGACAAUAGACGCGGUUCGGGGUAUUCGACGCUACCGUUAGGAAUGGGACACUCGGGCGGUAUUAUAUCCAAUGUUAUGCAACAAAUGGGCGGACAGUCGACGCUUCAGUCACAUUACGGACAAUCGAUGCACGGGUCGCAGGGGUUGCCGCAGUCGCAGCCCAUAGGUAUGGUGCACCCAAUAACCCAUCCGCAACACCAUCACCAUAACAGUGCUUCGGCUAACUUUGCAGUCCCGCCGUCACCGACGCCACCACCCCCUCCGCCCCCUCUCCAUGAAAUGCCAGUUCUCUCACCCAUUAGUGAUUCAUUGCCAGACCCGCCGCCGAUGCACUUACACCACAAUCAACACAACGAUCACUUCGAGAGGCACUCCAAUGCCUCUCCACCACUUCCUCCGCCGCCACCCAUGAACGAGGAGAGCCAUCACAUGAAUCUCUAUAAUAUGGAACAAAUUGCUCACAACACGAGUGGUUCGUAUAGGGAUCGCAAUCACGACUCCGAAUGGGUUCCAAUGAUCGCUAUCUAUGACUACAACGCCGACAAAGACGAUGAGCUCUCAUUCCAAGAGAAUUCUGUCAUUUAUGUGAUUCGUAAGAACGACGACGGAUGGUAUGAGGGAGUCAUGGAUGGCAUUACCGGCCUCUUCCCCGGCAAUUAUGUUGAGCCAUGCAUUUAAAUUGCUCUCUCUCUCUCUCUCUCCCUCUCUCUCUCUCCCUCUCUCUCUUCCUCUCCCUCUCCU